AUGGUGGAAGGGGUGGGGAGUCAGCUCGCCAAGCCCGGCAGGAUGCGGCGCCCGCUGUGGCCUGGGGGCUCUGGGGGGCUCCGGCUGCUCCUCUGCUUCCUGCUGCUGAACAGCCGCCCAGGAGGCUGCAGCGACACUAGUGGCCACGAUGGUCAGGGCCAAGUGGGAGUGGGGCAGCUCUGGCCCCUCCAAGGAUUUGCCACCCCAGUCUUCCAAAACUUGCAAGUUGUACUCCAGCAGAUUGUGCCCCAAGGUUUGUUCUGGAAGCAUGGCAUGACCCAGGAUGCGAUGACACAGAAGAUGGAGCACAUCAGCAGACCCCACCCCCAAGAUCCAUGUCUGAGAGACGGGCAGGCAGCCUUUCCCACCAGAAGCACUGGAAGCCCAGUGGCCAAGGUGACCAGGGAUCAGUGCGUUACCUCCAAAGCGGUUUCGAAGGCCCUGAAACGAGAGGCAGCCACCCCUGUCAAGCUUCAGGUGGACAGUUAG
Messenger RNA from Equus quagga, 489 nucleotides. It is a transcript of the gene RESP18, whose product is annotated as regulated endocrine specific protein 18. The record is from RefSeq and is a predicted model, not a curated record. Gene Ontology annotation, cellular component: endoplasmic reticulum. The transcript has 6 exons. The coding region runs from base 1 to 489 and encodes 162 amino acids. Lineage: Eukaryota; Metazoa; Chordata; Mammalia; Perissodactyla; Equidae.